Solenopsis invicta (red fire ant) is the source of this 6623-nucleotide messenger RNA. Its product is annotated as transcription factor SOX-9. The transcript has 5 exons. Lineage: Eukaryota; Metazoa; Arthropoda; Insecta; Hymenoptera; Formicidae. Gene Ontology annotation, molecular function: RNA polymerase II cis-regulatory region sequence-specific DNA binding; DNA-binding transcription factor activity, RNA polymerase II-specific. The coding region runs from base 1302 to 2612 and encodes 436 amino acids. Gene Ontology annotation, cellular component: nucleus. The record is from RefSeq and is a predicted model, not a curated record. Gene Ontology annotation, biological process: regulation of transcription by RNA polymerase II.
CACACGCGACCGUUGCGUCGGGACUUGACGGAGCAACAAGUGUUACCAGCGCGUUGCUUUUGCCCCGCCCCCAAAACGAGCCAGCCGAGCGCCGAGUGAACGAUGUGUCAGGCCUCGUGGUGGAAACUGCCCCGAGGCGAUGCAACCACCUCACUCGAGCGUCGAUCGCGCGACAAGCGACCCGCCGGAAACCCCGGAGAGCUUCGACUCGAGUGCGAGUUACCGCGAGUUAAUGCGAACGCGAUCCUCGGAGUUCUCGAAACGCGAAACACUGUUCAAACGUCGUUGCACUGCCAGGUCGUAGUUUCUUGACGUACGGCGAGACCGGGUGGCUGGUGCCGGGAGUUAACGGUUCUCUGCGAUCUCGAACGAACGUACGGAUCGGACGUGGACUCCACGUGGAUUUCCGCGAACUCCGUUUCCAGAUAACUCCGGUUCUGGUGAUGUAAUGGGUUGACUUCUCGCUUGAACACUUGGACGUUGCUCCUUUCGAAAGAUACACGACGAAUGAUACGAGAAUCCGCUUAAACGUCAGUGGUAUCUGCCUUGUACCGAGACACGUGCUGUCCAGCUGAGCGAGUCGAGAAUUCGCUGGCUCGAAGUGAGAAGCAGUUUGCCGAAGCGAAGUGCAACGAUCUAGGAUAAGAGGACUGACCGAUCGAGGAAAACUGCCGAUCGCCUGAUUUCACGCUCCGAUCUCGCAUUCUCUCGGGGAAGGCGCGCGGGACUUUCGAGACGGACAAAGAAGAGGCGGCCGAAGAUAAGAGAAGCGACCGGAGUUCGGCGAACUGCGACGAGCGAAAGAAAAAAAGAAAAAAAAAGAGCGGCCGACGCAGAUAGAGUCGCGCGUUAAUCACGCAAGCGAGAUUGAUUACAAAUUGUGACGCGUACGAGACGUCGAUCGAGAGACGUAAAUCGUCGAAACUUCACGGAGGUGGAGGGAGGAGGAUAGAGCGAAAGCGGUUCGGCAGCUGGCGAAACUUCUGUCGUCGAACCUCCGUGCGCGGAGAAUCGCGGGGAAACGGAAGUGACGCGCGCUCUCGCCGCGCGCGAUGAUAAGGCGAUAACGAAAUCGGCCGGCGAUAUCGCGGCGAUGGCGAACUGAUCGAUCGCAUCCGCGAUCUAAUCCUCGCCGCGGCUGAGACGAGAUGAGACGUGCGCUUUCCGCGUAUCGUGCCCGAUAAAUCGGCAGGACGGAUUGCUCGAUCGAUCUCCGUGCGAUCGUACACGGCACCCACGACGACCACCACCAUCACCAGCGCAACGACCACGUUGUUCGCGCGACGCACGCGACGAAGGGGAUGAAGAUGAACGACGUCAAGCCGGAGAGCAGCGGCGCGUCGAUUUCGCCGGCGGGCGGAAACAAUAAUAAUAAUAACAAUAACAACAACAGCAUCAACGGUAACGGGAAAGCGUCGGCGACGGCCGCCGCCGCCGCUGCCGCGGCCGCCGCGACGGUGGCCGCCAAUGGCGGCGAGGGGAUCAGCGCCGCCGUCGCCAAGGUUCUCCAAGGAUACGACUGGACCCUGGUACCCGUUGCUACCAAGGGCUCCGGCGACAAAAGGGCGGCCCACGUCAAGAGGCCCAUGAACGCGUUUAUGGUGUGGGCCCAGGCUGCGAGGCGAAAACUGGCCGAUCAGUACCCUCAGCUUCACAAUGCCGAGCUGUCGAAAACACUGGGAAAGUUAUGGCGGCUCUUGUCCGACAAUGACAAGAAACCCUUCAUUGAGGAGGCCGACCGUCUGCGCGUUAUCCAUAAGCGCGAGCACCCCGAUUACAAGUAUCAACCCCGACGUCGGAAGCAGAACGGACCGACUUCUGGCCGCGAGAGUUCGCCCACGAGGAGUCAGAGCAACGUGACGUUCAGCGUUACCAGGUCAUUGAAGCAGGAGGAUAUGAGUCCUAGAGGCGUUCAGGGACCCAACUCACCGCAGAGCGGCGUGAGCUCUUCGCCACCCACGACACCCAGUCAGGGUCUCUCACCACCGACACCCCCUACGACACCCAGGGGACAACACUACGUCAAUCAGAGCAAUCAGCUUCCGCAGAACAACACGGUGUACUAUCAGGAGUUGGUCAACGGCACGCCGUCGAGCGAGUCCUCGCAUCAGCAGCCGGCGGUCGAUCUUCGGUAUAUCGAGGUCGGUGACGGCCUACCCGGCGAGGAGAACCAGUUGAACGGCCUCGGCACUUUGGGCGGGCUCGGCCUGAAUCUCCCGGUGAAUUUCCAGGAGUACGAGGUCGAGAACAACGAGCUCGACCAAUAUUUACCGCCCCAGACCACGCCGAUACAUCAGUACCCGCCCGUGCAAGUCACCACCGCCUCGCAAUGGUUACUCAACAGAUACGAGGAGGAGGUCGAGAGACCCAUCAAGCGCCACUGCGCGGAGCAGGCGAUCGCGGAGGUGUCGUCAUGGGAGGACAGGACUCAGGAGAUGGUCAGGUACCACGAGCUGCAGCCUCCCCUUCCGCCGGUCCAGUACAUAUCCGCCCAUAACGCGCACCACUCGCACGCGAGUACGCAGAUGGGCCAUCCGCACGUGUCCACGCCCUACGCACAAUACGCACAUCGCUAUGUGUCCGGCAUCGAGACGUGGCAGAAUUAUAUGUAGACCAAAGCGAGGUAAACAUACCCAACGUACACUUUUCGUUUUGCGGCGCCGAGAGGCGCGCUGCGUCGGAAUCGCGUCCGAUUUUUACGUACCUAUACAUAAGCGUAGACCGUCCCGGACCUGCCGCGAAAUGUUCGGAGGACAGAUUUUUGGAACUCGACUCUGAAUGUCUCCGGCUAAGUGUUAAAAUGUUCCUCGAAGGUCAGAAUUAUUGAAAUUAUCUCAAAGUUAUUUUUAAGAAUCGAAAAACUCGUGACUUGCAACUUUUACAAUUUAUUCGCGUAAAUGAUUUUAUCUGUGGCGUCGUAAUUCUUAAAAAUCGAGGAAAGUCAGCGUCGAGUUCCUUGAAACGUUUGUUGACGUAUUUUACGGUAGGUCCGGGAUAACUUGUAGAUAACGACGCUGCUAAAGUUGUGUAUUACGCGAAAUGCGUCGCGUAAAAAAUAAAAGAAGGUAAAAUAAAGAUUAUUUUAUUACGUCGACAAUUUUGUUACAUUGACCUAGUUGCUUGUAAAAAUAAAAGUUAUUGUAUAAAUGAAUUGUGAUCGGAUCAACCGCCGCGGCGUUAAAUCCCAGCGGCGUUCCCGGGCGUACAGAGCCCCAGAGAUAGCCAAAUGCAACGUAAUGAGUAAUUACAGAGAUUCACCCUAUUAAAAAUAGUGCGCGAGUCUGAUCGCGAAUUGUACGCGGAAUGCGCGGCUAAACGCGAACUUCGUGUGAUAAAGUUUGUAAUUAUAGUAUAAACGCAGAUAUAUUCGAAUAUUCAUUCGUGUCGAUUUUAGAUCAGUUGCGUUCUUUCUUUAGGAAGGGACUGCCUAAUUCUUGACGGCAUUGCGAAUUUGUUAAGAAAGGUAAGGGGAGGUAAGGAAAUGCCGUAUUGGAAGCUAUGACUUUGAGACUUUUCAAGGAAAGUCGAAAUUAGAGUGUUAUCGCUCUAAGUCUGUAAUUUUGAUAUCGCGGUAAUUACGUGCAUAACGCUCGCGUAAUAUCCGUCUUAAAUAAACUGAAAUAUAAAGAGUUCGUAGCAUGUUUUGAAAAGUGCAUAAAGAGCAUAAUAUAAAUUUUACGUAAUUUCGUGAACAACUCGGACAAGCAUUGCAUUUGAAUCUGACGCGAAUACGUUUUUCUCUUCCUAAUUUCAGUGGGAAACUACACGAAAGAAAGAUACGUCGAAAGAACGGUUUUGCUAAAGUAUCUACAAAUUUAGCUAAAUACGGAUCUAAAAACAAUUUUGUCGGUCCAUCAAAAUAAUUACAUUGAAAAAGUUUGGUGAUAAUAUUCAAGCUUUGGUAAAAUAAUUUUAAAUAAAUGUUUGAUUAAUAUAACUAAAUAUUUAGUAAUAUUUAAUGAUUAUAUUAAUAACUCCAAACAUAUAAGAAUAGUAAUCAAUCGGUUACUAAACGGUUGUCAAAGGAUUAUUAACUAUUAUUAAAUGUUGCUUAUAUUAAUUAAACAUUUAAAUUAUUGAAAUUUUCACAAAAGCUUAGCAACUAUCGUCUAGGCUUAAUUGUUAUUACUAAAUUCUUUUUUCAGUGUAUAUAGGAAUGUUUAAGUAUGAAGAUCAAUGUUGCAAAAAGUUUUGAUAUUUUUACGAGUUCGAGUAUCUUACCAAAUUAUUUCGAUGAUCAAACAAUAAAUAAUUUUUUUUUCAGAUUUGUAUGUAACUCAAUUUUUAGACACUUUAGUAAAUCCGUUUUUUCCGUGUGUGUGUGUGUGUGUGUGUGUGUAGACCGCAGAACCAACUGCGCUGAAAUUUAUUAUAUACAUAUCUAUAUAUUAGAGAUACUCAAGCCAGAAUUUGGCGAAAUCAAAUCGUUUGAGUUUUCGUAGUCUUGCGCUUUCGUUUUAAAAUACGCAAAACAACGAUUUUAUUUUUCAUAAUUUUACUUUGAUUCGAUAUUUAGUUUAAAAAAAUUUUUUUUUUAUAUACAAUAUCUUUUUACUACAAUGUUAUCACAGCAACUCCGUCUCAAUUGUUGCACGUUGCACUCUUGUUGAAUUAAAUUUGAUAUCUUCAGAAGAGAUCAUGUUUCUUCUUCAAGUUAAAAUCGAACCGUGUGACACAUCAAUAAAGAAUCGAUGUUCUGCAUGUUAUUUGCUGAUACAGGAUGAUUUCUAAGUAAAUGUAAAAAUAAACUGCCAAAACUGUAUUUUGUAUUUUUUUUUCUUUUUUUUUCUUGAAAAUAAAAAGAGUGCAAUACUAUUUUUUAAUUUUAAAAACUCAAUAUGAUUAUCCAUCCGAAUAUCUCUGGCGGAUCUAAAAAUGUUUUAUUGAAUAAAAAUAUUUUAAUGGUUCUUAAAAUCACAUGUAAGUACACCAAAUUUGAUUAAAAUCUCUCUGAGCGUCUUUCUACACUAAGAGAAAAAUUUUUUUAAUGAAAAAAAUGUUUUCUUAAAAUCAUAUAUUUACAUGCAAGUAUUUGUUUACUGUGUUUUAAUAAAAAUAUAUUUUUUUUUAAGUAAACAGACGUAUUACUUUAAGCAUAUAAUUUUAUAUUUUUACAUUUUUUAGAUUCAAAUAAUGAUUUUACAAGUAAACUAAUAAUAUUAUUAAACUUGAUUAAAUUGUUUUCUUCGAUUAAAAAAUCUGAUUAUCUUGAAUAUAAAAAUAGUCUAACUAUAAAUAUUUUCUAGAACUGCAAGAAAAUAUUACUUGAAUGAAAACUAUUUCUUCAUUUUAUUUACAUAAAUAUUUCAAUUAAAAAUUUUUAAUUUUGAUUGCAAGUAAAUAAGGAUCCACCAAGUAAGUAAUUUUGUGUUAGAUAAAAAUUUUGUUAUUGCAAGAUAUUUUUUCUCUCAGUAUAGAUUUUCGAAACUUUCACAUUUUUUUUUAACUUAAUUGCUUUCUAUUUUAAAAACAAAACACUUUAAAACAUAUGUUUAUAGAAUCUUCUCUUCAUAAAACAAGCCAAGUAAUAUCCCCUUAAAUUUUUUUAUUUAACUUACUUAGGAAUCACCCCCUGCAUAAUUGUUCUUAAUAAUAAUUUAUUGACAGCCAUAAUUUGUUAACGGCACCGUUGCUUGCAAUCCGAGAAGCACGCGCGCGCGUUACGUGCCUCUUGCUCGACGCGAAAAUGGCGGAUUGGCCAUUCUCCGGCUUGAGAGUCUCUACUACGUGGACGAGGCGCGGCCACGAUACUCACCAUGACAUCAUUCCAUGACAGCCGGCCAUUCCAAAGCGCAGAAUUUCAGGCCAAACAAACAGACGGCCGCUCGAUAUACGAUGUCCAGCGGCGCGAGCGUUCCAAAUGUAAUAAUAUAUACAUAUAUUUGUAUACGCGAGACGCACGCGCGCGCGCACGGACAUUAUAAACCGGCGAUCGGCUUGCCGGUCGGCUCGCCGCACGUCCCGUUCAAAUAAACGACUGAAAUACGAUCGAGGGUGGCAACAAAUGCGCACUUGGCGCUUUCCGUUUAACGGAACCGAGAAUAUUUCGGGACCCGGAAUUCGCGCGCGGCCGAAAUGCGGCGACGAUCGUCUCGGCCGUCGUCGUAGCUACAAAAGACUUUAUAUAUAAUCGAUGGAGUUGACCUUUUAAAUAUUAAAUUUUAAUUGAGAAUUUUUUUCUUCACGAACUCUUUUUGGCUUGGUCGAUGAUUUUCAGUAAUUCAGUCACGAACGAAUUGUUCUCUUUUCUUUCGAUGAGAUUUAAAAUGGUAUCUCCGAUUGAAGCUCGCUCGGCCGCAGAUGACGACGAUCGCCGUGUAUCGAGGACCGCGAUACUGGCCUGAUAUCGAGCGCGCAGCUAUUGUAAAUGAGCUUACAGCUCCAUAUUAAGACACGUAGAUCACAUAUACUAUACGUUAUUAACACUUAUUAGUUACUACGCUGACACAGCCGUGCUUUUGUACUUAGAUAUUUAUUCACCGCAUUUUUACGAGGACCGAUAGGAAAGCGUUAGGUUAACGUCUCGGCGUAGCUGUGCACACUGAAGGGCGAGCACUAAAACCGUAAUUUAUAAGUGUGAUGUACGCUAAUUUGUAGAAAUAAAACAAAAGGAUACUAAAGUC